This is a messenger RNA of Darwinula stevensoni, 2970 nucleotides long. The record is from the annotation of a GenBank genome assembly. Lineage: Eukaryota; Metazoa; Arthropoda; Ostracoda; Podocopida; Darwinulidae.
AUGCUAGUGGAUGCCAUCUUGGAUGAUUAUGCACAUAGACCCAUGACUGAUGUCCACCUUUGCAAUGUUAUCCAAAAUGAUUACAUUGGCUGGUCUGGAUCUGGACAGCUGCCCUCUGAGCCUGACCUGUUUGGCCAAAGUGAUGGAGGACGUCAGUCUGAUUCUGAAGAUCUCAUUACACGACCAUCAUUGGCCCAACUUGGACUCUCCCUUGAAGAUUUGGACUUGAGUUCCCCACUUAACUAUGGCACACCUGCAUCUGUGGAGCAUGAAGGGUCUGAACCACGAACAACACCAAUCUUGCAUCGAUCCGACAUUCGCUCUGAUCGCAUUGUUCAUCAAGUCAACUUUGGAGGUGAUACCCUGAGUGCUGGAGAAGGGGUUGCAGACCAAAAUGUGCAAGGACCGCAACUUGUCAUUUGGGGUACAGAUGUAGUUGUGUCUCGCUGCAAGGAAAAGGUGAAAAACUUCAUUUCCAACUUUGUGGACUCCAGUGUUGAAGAAGAUGAAGUCAUUGAAGGCAUGGAUUCCUCUGAGCCAUUAUACCUGCAGAAAUUAGCUGAGAUUCAGGUCCUGGAAGAGCCUUUCAUGAAUGUUAACUGUGCCCACGUUCAGCAUUUUGAUGAGACACUUUAUCGACAGCUGGUCUCCUAUCCACAAGAGGUAAUCCCGGUAUUUGACAUGGCCAUCAAUGAAAUGUUCUUUGAGAAGUAUCCCCACACAAACCUCCGUCAUCAAAUCCAAGUCCGACCUUUCAAUGCUGAAAAGACCAAGAACAUGCGUUCUCUCAAUCCUCAAGUCCAAAUCUCUUCCUUCAUAAGACAGUGUUCUUCACUUCUUUGGUUUUCUUCCAAUGCCUAUAUUUUAAUUGGAGAGAUGCAAAAUGUAAUAAAGGAUUAUGUUGUAAUUAAUUUUCUGCUUGCAGAUGAUAUGCCUCCUGGACAAACUCCCUACACUGUUUUGCUUUAUGCUCACAAUGACCUGGUGGAUACCACUCAACCUGGUGAUCGUGUCACUGUGACAGGAAUUUACCGAGCCACUCCCAUUCGUGUGAAUCCACGUCAACGAAAUGUCAAGUCUAUCUACCAUACCCACAUUGAUGUCAUCCACUUUCGCAAGGUUCAUACUCAACGCUUGAGGGAUAUUGAGACGAAGGAAACCCAUUUCACACCUGAAAGAGUUGCAUUCCUUAAGGAACUUGGCAGAAAACCUGACAUCUAUGAGCGUCUGGCCAGAGCCAUUGCUCCUUCCAUCUAUGAACAUGAGGACAUUAAGAAAGGCAUUCUUCUCCAGCUCUUGGGAGGCACAAAAAAGGAUUUCACUAAUGCUGGCAGGGGAAAAUUCAGGUCAGAGAUUAACAUCUUGUUGUGUGGUGACCCUGGAACCAGUAAGUCCCAGCUCCUCCAGUAUGUUUACAACUUGGUGCCUCGUUCACAGUACACAUCAGGGAAAGGCUCCAGUGCUGUUGGUCUCACUGCUUACGUUGUUCGUGAUCCUGAAACACGACAACUUGUUCUGCAAACGGGGGCACUUGUGCUUGCUGACAAUGGUAUCUGCUGCAUUGAUGAGUUUGACAAAAUGAGUGAGAGUAGCCGCAGUAUCCUCCAUGAAGUGAUGGAGCAGCAGACAUUAUCUAUUGCCAAGGCCGGCAUUAUCUGUCAGUUGAACGCUCGCACAUCAGUCUUGGCAGCAGCUAAUCCAGCUGGAUCCCAGUGGAACAAGAAUAAGACCAUUGUUGAAAAUAUUGAACUCCCACACACCCUUCUGUCCAGAUUUGAUUUGAUCUUCCUCAUGCUGGAUCCCCAAGAUGAGCUGUAUGACAGGAGGCUUGCCCGUCAUCUUGUUUCAUUAUAUGACAAGUCUCAGGAACAGGAACAGGAAGAAAUUCUUGACAUGGGGAUCUUAAGGGAUUAUAUCACGUAUGCCAAGGAACACAUUCACCCUGUGUUGAGUGAAGCUGCUGCUCAAAAUCUGAUCAGCUCCUACGUAUCUAUGAGGAAAACUGGCAGUGGCCGUGGCCAGGUCUCUGCUUACCCACGUCAGUUGGAGUCACUCAUUCGACUUGCUGAAGCUCAUGCCAAAAUGCGCUUUUCUUCUACUGUGGAAAUUGUUGAUGUUGAGGAAGCUUGGAGAUUGUACUCAGAGGCACUGAAACAAGCAGCAACAGACCCAACCUCUGGUAAGAUUGAUGUGAACAUCCUGACAACAGGAGUGAGCAGUGCUGCACGAAAGAGAAGAGCAGACAUUGCAAAUGCUGUUAAGAAACUCAUCAAGAGCAAGGAAAAAAUGGCCACCAUUGCCCAACAGAAACUUUUCCAGGAGCUUCGUGAAUCUUCUGACAUUAUGAUCACAAGGGAGAUGUUCGAGGAUGCAUUGCGUGAAGUUCAGGAUGAAGAACUGAUAACCAUCACUGGUCGUACCAUCCGUAUCAACCAGUUCCCAUCAUAAGAAUUUCUUUAAGAUCCUUGAGUUCAUGCCUCUCGUUUUUUCACCAUUUUUCUCCCAUUCCAACAAUUUUGUUUUCCUGCAGUGUUUUCACAUUUUAAUGUUUUCUUUCAUUUGGGAUGAAUUUCCCUUGAUCUUGAUUCCAUUUUGCAAUUUGGAUAAGUGCUUUUAAAUUUCUUUGAGAAGGCAGUAUUCCAAGUAGUAAAAUCUGAACUAGAUAGAUGAGAUCAUGUUCUUUCAUGGCAUAAGCAAAAAAUAAUUUUUUUAAAUACUUCUGAAACUUCCCAUUCACAAGGAAAUAUGCAACUCUGUCUUUGACUACACUUGUUCAUUCAUGCAAUGGAGGCUUUUUGGAGUGACUUCCAAAAGUUAGCCCUCUAACCGCUUUUGUCUGGAGUUCAGCUGUGGGCUAUGGGAAUAAGUGUGUUAGAUGCACCCUCUCCAUCCUUAUGCCUCCGAGAAGAAGUUUUAUGCCUUUAAGUAAAAUCAUUGUGCCUGUUUGAUUUUUAACUGUGAAAACAUGCC